UAAACGACACCUACGGUUGCAAUCAGUGCUGCCAAUCGCCGCUAUAAAUAGCUAUAAACAGUAAAGAUUGGCAGCACUGGUUAUGGUUAGGCUAGUAGGAUUACACCUCCAAUACCAAGGCUGUAGGUGUCAUACCAGCUUAAGUAAACAUUGGGCGCGCUACACAAUGAAUUUCAAUGGAAUAAAUAUACCCCAAAAGCUGGUGCCGCACAACUAUUUGCAGCUGGGAUUGGCGGCGCAGCGAGGCAGGCAGCGCCAACUCAAAGAACUGCUGGAAAAGCGAAAAUUGCCAGAGCAUGGUUGGCGGGAUGAGGAGAUCGAGGAGCUGGUGCACCAGCUGGCCGCAUUGGACAGCAACAAUUUCGCACACAAUGUGGGCCUCGGCGAGCGGGAGGCGCGCAUUGCGUGCAAGCUCGUGGCGCGGCGCCAUUACAACUUUGGCCAUGGCAUCGGGCGCUCUGGAGAUCUGCUGGAGGCACAGCCGAAGGCCGCCGGCUCCACGCUGCUGGCCAGUCUGACAAACGCACUGCUGCUGGAUCUGAUGAAGAUGCUUGGCCUGCAAAGCUGUCGCGGCUGCUUUCUGGUGCCCCUGGCGACGGGCAUGACGUUGACCUUGUGCCUGCAGGCGCUGCGCAAGCGCCGACCAAAUGCCAAAUAUGUGCUCUGGUCACGCAUCGAUCAGAAGUCCUGCUUUAAGGCCAUCACCGCCGCCGGCCUGCAGCCCAUUGUUAUACCCGUCCAGGUGCUGGCGCACGAGUGCACCUUGGUCACAGAUUGCGGCCAGUUCGAGCAGCGCAUCCGGGAACUGGGCGCUGCUAAUAUACUCUGUUUGUACAGCACAACCAGCUGCUUUGCACCGCGCAACUGUGACAGCGUUGUUGAACUGGCAAAGCUGGCCAAAAGCGCGGCUGUGCCGCAUCUGGUCAACAAUGCGUAUGGACUUCAGUGCGAGGACAUCACGGGCCAGUUGGAGCGUGCCCAGCGCGUGGGACGCAUUGAUUACGUUGUCCAGAGCACGGACAAGAAUCUUCUAGUGCCUGUGGGCGGCGCCAUUGUGGCCAGCUGCGAUGAGCAGCUGCUGCAGCAUCUGGCCAGCAGCUAUGCAGGUCGCGCCAGCAGCUCCCAGACACUGGACGUAUUCAUGACGCUCCUCUCACUGGGACGCAGCGGCUACCAGGCUCUGCUACGAGAACGCCGGCAAAAUUUUCAAUAUCUCAAACAGCGGCUGCAACAAUUUGCGGCAGAGCACGGCGAAAUCGUGCCACAGAGCACAUUUAAUCAGAUAUCCCUGGCGCUCACCGUGAGCACACUGAGACGUCUUGGUGAGGAGGAGCACAGCGUGACCCAACUGGGCGCCAUGCUACACUCGCGCGGCGUGUCCGGUGUGCGAGUGGUGCCCGUUGGUCAGACCAAAUCCAUCGAUGGCUACGAAUUUAAGCAUUUUGGUUCGCAUCAUGAGCUGAUGGAGAUGCCGUAUUUAACUGUGGCCGCAGCUCUGGGCAUCCGUCGCCCGGAAAUCGACAAGUUUUUUGAGAUCUUGGACAAAUGCUGGACACUGCUCAAAAAGGCACCUGCUUAGCUUAGUUGGACUGUUGGAA
Drosophila novamexicana is the source of this 1598-nucleotide messenger RNA. RefSeq names its product O-phosphoseryl-tRNA(Sec) selenium transferase. Gene Ontology annotation, molecular function: tRNA binding; O-phosphoseryl-tRNA(Sec) selenium transferase activity. The transcript is spliced from 4 exons. The record is from RefSeq and is a predicted model, not a curated record. Lineage: Eukaryota; Metazoa; Arthropoda; Insecta; Diptera; Drosophilidae. The coding region runs from base 83 to 1579 and encodes 498 amino acids. Gene Ontology annotation, biological process: selenocysteine incorporation; conversion of seryl-tRNAsec to selenocys-tRNAsec.